AAAAUAUUUGAUAAUUUGAUACCAAAAUGACUUACUUGGAUAAUGUGCUAGGCCCAUCUUGGUUCCUUGCGGUUUCCGACUUUCCGGCUCCGUAGUUUGUUAGAUGGUACUUCGAUUCUUCAUCUCUCUCUCUCUCUCUCUCUCUCUCUGUUGAUCGAUCGGUACUUUCAUCGCCUUUAACAGCUACAAGAACCCUAACCCUCGUCCCGUCAAACAAGUAAUUGCAGUUGGGUCAUAUACAAAUCAGACAUGCCUCCUCGGAAGACGCCUAUAAGGCGCAAAAAAUCAUCAUUAGCUACCACACCUACCCCUGUUGGUGAUCAUAAAUCAACCACACCAGAAGUUGAAACGGGAGCUGAAUUAGAAGAUGUUGCGAAAGUCAAGACGGAUAUGUCGGGUCAGGUAGAAGUAUCCGAUCCCAAUUCUGCUAAAAUUCACGGUGAUUCAACUACAUCUCUUGCUGUUUCUUCCGAAUCGUUGAUUAAGGUGGGAAUCGUUUUAGAGAAUUCUGCAGUAGGUGAUGUGAAUAAAGCGAGAAAUGAGGGCGGUGAACCGGACGUGGGCGGAGAUAAGGCCACAGAGGAUUUCCCGCUGGUAAGUGAGGAUGUUGGUAAAGGGAAGCAAGGAGAAGGAGAUGGAAUCGUUUACGUAGAAAAUGAUGAAUCUGACGAGACCACAGUCAAGAAGAAAGAUGAUUUACAGCGUGGAAGCGAGAAUGUGGAUCAAGACAAACAAGGAUCAGGCAUCAAUGGUUCCCAAUUGGAGACAGUUACAGGCGACAAUGAAGAAGAAAAACAAGAACUUGCGAAAACCAUCUCAGCUCAAGAAUCUAAUGCUGACAAAGCACCUUGUAACAAUGCUGCUGCUUUAGUUGUAGAAGAUGGGGAAAGUGAUGAUGAUAGUGAGGGAGAUGAUGCAGACAAUGAAGGCGAUGAAGAUCCUUCUCAGGAUCCUGUCCCCGAUAAUAAGAAAGAUAAGGACAUUGAAAUCUAUGUUGGAAGAUUGGACAAAAAUACAGUUGAAGAAGAUCUGGUCAAUGUCUUUCAACAAUUUGGGGAGCUGAAAUCAACAAGAAUAGUGAGGAACUCAACCACAAAAAAGAGCAAAGGUUUUGCAUUUAUACGGUUUGCAUCUCCUGAUCAAGCAAAGCGUGCUCUUUUGGAGUUGAAAGAUGGAGUUGAGGUGAGGGGCAAACAUGUAAAGAUAUCAGAAAGCCAGGACAAUCAUACUCUAUAUUUGCGAAAUAUUAGCAAAACAUGGAAAAAGGAGGAAGUGUUGCAACAAUUGAAACAAUAUGGAAUUGAGCAUAUUGAGAUGAUCCGUUUACCAGAGAAUCCCAAGCUUGAAGGGAAAAAUAAAGGUUUUGCUUUCUUGGAAUUCACCACACAUUCAGAUGCAGUAGCAGCAUUUCAACGACUCAAAAAGCCAGAUGCGGUUUUUGGGCGUGAUAUAAGUGCUAAGGUUGCCUUUGCUCAAACACCUAUGCAUCAAAAUGAUGAAGAUCUGUCACAGCCACAGGCCAAAAAGGUAUAUUUGGAAGGAGUCACUAAAGAUUGGAGUGAAGAGAAGGUGAAGGAGAUUUGUAAAAAGUAUGGUGAGAUUCUUAGAGUUGAUAUAUGCCUGAACCCACGAACCAAACAUAAAGAUUUUGGGUUCAUCACUUUUGCAUCAAAUGAAAAUGCUUUAGCUUGUGUUGAGGGUAUCAACAAUGCUGGUAUUGGAGGAGAAGUCAAGAUCAAAGCCAACAUUUCAAAGCCUCAGUCUAAGAGUCAAUCUCAGAAGCAGGGUUUUGGUGGGGGAUUCAAAGUUGAAGCCUCAGCAUCGAAUAAAGAGGGUGGAAAAUCUAAAGAAAUUUCAGGACCUAAACCAAUAAAAGCAAAAGGUGGUUUGAAUUCUCAGCAAGUUAAAAGAAAUAAAAAUGAUAGCAUUAAAAAUAAGGUGAAGGGAAGUAUCAAAAAUGGUGAAAGUUGUAAUAAGAAAAGAAAAGCAUCCUCUGACCAUAAUGUGAUUGCUCCUCCCAAUUUGAGACAUGGUGAUACAAAAAAACCAAAAUUUGGUGAAGGGCAAAAUAGUAAAUCCGCCUCCAAACCAGGAAAUGACAAAAGAAAGGCCCCAAAGCAUGAUGGAGGCAACAGAAACCCUCAAAACAAAAAGCCUUUCAAGAAACAGAAAGGCAAUGUGCAUGCAAUUGGAAGGGAAAGAGAUAAUAUUAGUAAUGAUAAUCGUAUUAGAAGAGGGCAUGGGCAUGGGCAUGAUGAUUACAGAAGCACCACUAGAUACAUGGAUCAUUCAUAUGCUGUUGCUGCUGCAUCUAAUUCUUUUCGUCUGCCUCCUGAUUCAUUGUCUACUAGACGCCUCAAGGAGAUGGAAGCACAUGCUGGAUACAUUGAACCUGUUUCUGGUGCUAUACACAGUAGUCGACCAUAUUCAGGAUAUGUUCAACCCAACCAUAACCACCCACAUCAUCUUCGGACUGUCUACCUUGGAAGUCAAAGUCAAAAUCAAGUUCAUUUAAGAUAUUCAGAUCGUCCCAUUAUGAGUCAAUCUCAGUCUUAUUGCACUCACAGAGGCUAUAACAUCGAGACUACUGCUGUUGUACCUGAGGUUCAACCUUACACUCAUAGACCCUAUCAACAACAAUCUUCAAUCCUUCAACGUGAACAUGAUCCUUAUGAUUCUUUCCUCCCAAUCCCAAGAAGUGUUGGACAUGAUGGUAGAGGUACUGUUGUUACUUAUGUUGGAGGUCCACCACUUUCAGCCUCUCAAGUGCGAAAUCACACAAGCUACUACCAGUGCUAGUCAAAGAACAUACUACUGAGUAGUGAGUAGUGAGUUAAAAUGCAUCUUACGGAUAAGGAUAAGGAUGAAGAUAUCCUCUCUCUGUUAUAUGAUGCGGGAGAAAUGGUGUGUGGUUGGUCGGUUAUCUAUACCAUGAGCCAUCGUUAUUUUUUUUUUUCAGUUACCAUGUUAUAAAUCUGGCUUCUUCAACUUUAAGAU
Messenger RNA from Lactuca saligna, 2997 nucleotides. The record is from the annotation of a GenBank genome assembly. NCBI's taxonomy places the organism in Eukaryota, Viridiplantae, Streptophyta, Magnoliopsida, Asterales, Asteraceae.